UAAAUUUAGUAAAUAAUUGUAAUUAUAAUUUGUGAGAUAAUACUGUAGAUCAUAUAAAAUAAUAAAAUUCUAAGUAUUGUUAUUAUAAUAACAUUAUGAAUAAAGUGUUUCGUAAACUAUCGGUAACUAAAUUGACGGCCAAUUUUGCCGAAGCUGUCAAAAUAGUGACCCAACCAUUGCAAGAGCCGGCAGCUAAUGAGGUGCUGAUAAAAAAUAUCUACGCCGGUGUCAAUGCAUCCGAUGUCAACAUAACUGCCGGCAGAUAUUUCACUGACGCUAAAGUACCGUUUGAUGUCGGCUUUGAGGGACUGGGAGUGAUUGCUGCUGUCGGCAAAAAUGUCAAACGAUAUAAUGUGGGUCAGCCCACACUCUAUUUAGAGACCAAAGCAUAUUCAGAAUAUGUGUACGCUAAACCAGAUAAUGUAAUACCAAUACCUGAAUUAAAACCAAAAUAUCUGACAUCACUUGUCAGUGGACUUACCGCUAGUAUAGCACUUGAUMGGUCGGGUCAUAUUAAAAAAGGCGAAACAGUUCUAAUAACAGCAGCCGCCGGUGGGACAGGUCAUAUUUGUGUCCAAUGGGCCAAAUCGAAAGGUUGUCAUGUGAUCGGAACGACAUCAUCGCCAGAAAAGGUACGACUUUUGCAGGACAUUGGAUGCGAUCGUGUAAUCGAUUACAAGAAGGAAAAUCUGAGUCAUGUCCUUAAAAAUGAAUAUCCGAAAGGUAUUGAUGUUAUUUGGGAAUCAAUUGGAGGAGAAAUAUUCAAUACAUUAGUAAAACAUUUAAAAAUUAAAGGAAGACUUAUAGUAAUCGGUAGUAUAAGUGGUUACAUAAGCGGCGGAUCCAAUAUAGACACCAAUAUAACACAACUAACUAAUAGAUUAAUAAUGAAAUCAAACUCAUUAAAUGGCUUUCUAUUGACACAAUUUACUGAAGAUUUUCCACAAUAUCUACCAAAAUUGAUGACAAUGUUAGCCAAUAAUGAAUUGAAGUCAAUAUUAGAUUUUGGUGACAACUCUAGUGACGGACAGUUUGCUGGCAUUGAGUCUGUUAUGAGGGCUGUCGAGCAUUUGCAUAGUGGAAAAAGCACCGGAAAAGUAGUCGUUAAGAUACAGGAGCCGUAAAAAUGACUGAAAAGUACAUUUGAGAACUUAUUUUGAUAUAUUAGACAACAAAAUAUUGAAUUCACAUUUUUUACUAAUAAAAUUUGCUUAUAUCUUAAAAAUAG
This is a messenger RNA of Oppia nitens, 1228 nucleotides long. Its product is annotated as prostaglandin reductase-3-like. Gene Ontology annotation, molecular function: zinc ion binding; oxidoreductase activity. Lineage: Eukaryota; Metazoa; Arthropoda; Arachnida; Sarcoptiformes; Oppiidae. The transcript is spliced from 8 exons. Gene Ontology annotation, cellular component: mitochondrion. The record is from RefSeq and is a predicted model, not a curated record. The coding region runs from base 96 to 1124 and encodes 342 amino acids.